This is a messenger RNA of Callithrix jacchus (white-tufted-ear marmoset), 2007 nucleotides long. NCBI's taxonomy places the organism in Eukaryota, Metazoa, Chordata, Mammalia, Primates, Cebidae. The record is from RefSeq and is a predicted model, not a curated record.
UAUGGAGGUUGAACCUUCUCCAGCCCAGCAGGACAACCAUCCUAUUCCCACUGAGCAGGCAGACUUUUCUCUAGUCCAGCCUGAUCUCUGUUCCCCACCUCUGCAUUCUCCUGAAAAGAUUGAAUCUCCAGUCCAGCAAGAGGCCACAAUUCAGACUCCAGAUUCUCCUAAGGAAGUAGAACCGUCUCCAUUCCUGCAAGAGUUCCCAGCUGAACCACCAUUGCCCCUUAAGGAGGUUGAACCAUCUAUAACCCAGCAGGAAGCCUCAGGUCAUCCUCCAAAGUUCAUGGAAGAGAUCAGCCCUCCACUGCAGCAGGAGAUACCAGCUCAGCCAUCAGAGCCACCUGGGAAGUUCGAACCAUCUCCUGUCCUACAGCAGGCCCCAACUCAGCUUUUAGAGCCAGCUAAAGAGGUAGGAUCCUCUCCAGUCCAGCAAGCAGUUCCUGCUCAGUCUUCAGAGCCCCCUAUGGUGAUAGAACCCUCUCUGACUCAGCAGGUGGCCCCAUCUUUGCCUCCAGAGUUCCCUGAAGAUAUGGAACCAUCUCUAACUCAGCAGGAUGUUCCAGCUCAGAUUCCAGAGCCCCCUAUGGAGGCAGAACCUUCUCCACCCCAGCAGGAGGCCAUAGUUCAGGCUCCAGAGCCCCCUACGGAGGUUGCAGCUCAAACUCCAGCUCAUUAUGAGUUGACAAUUCCAAAACCAGAUCAGGAUCAAGGUCAACAUUCAACAUCGCCUAGUGUCACAGUUCAACCUUUGGACCUGGGGCUUACCAUCACUCCAGAAUCCAUGACAGAGGUUGAACUUUCUCCAACCAUGCAGGAAACCCCAACUCAGCCCCCUAAGAAAGUUGUACACCAACUGCUAGUAUAUCAAGAGGUAACAGUUCCAACACCAGGGCAGGAUCAAGCUCAGCACCCAGUGUCACCCAGCGUUACAGCUCUACCUUUGGACCUGGGACUUACCGUACCUCCAGAACCCACUAUGGAGGUUGAACAUUCUACACCCCUGAAGAAGACCGUAGUGACUCCACAGCACCCUAAGGUGACACUUCCACAUCCAGACGAGGUUCAGACUCAGCAUUCAAACCUGACUCAAGCCACAGUUCAACCUUUGGAUCCGGGGCUUACCAUGACUCCUGAAUCCGCUGCAGAGGUUGAACCUUCCACAGCCCUGAUGGCUACAGCUCCUCCUCCAAAACAGCCUGAGGUGACACUUCCACCUUCAGACAAGGGUCAGACUCAGCAUUUAAACCUGACUCAAGUCACAGUUCAGCUGCUGGACCUGGAGGUUACCAUAACUACAGAACCUACUACAGAGGUUAAACUGUCUCCAGCCACAGAGGAGACCUCAAUUCAGCCUCCAGAUCUGUCUCAAAAAAAAAUACAAAAAUUAGCCAUCACUCCAGAACCCACUACAGAGACUGGACAUUCUGCAGCCCUUGAGAAGACUAUAGCUACUCGUCCAGACCAGGUUCAGACUCAGCAUCAAAACCUGACUGAAGUCACAGGUCCACCUACUGAUCUAGAACCUACUCAGGAUUCACUGGUGCAGUCUGAAACUUACGCCCAAAAUAGGGCUUUAACUGCACCAGAGGAACAGGCCUCCGCAAGCACCAACACGUGUGAGCUCUGUACCUGCAGAGAUGAGACGCUGUCGUGUACUGAUCUCAGCCCAAAGCAGAGGCUCCACCAGGUGCCUGUGCCAGAGCCCAACACCUACAACGGCACCUUCACUAUCUUGUAAGAAUCACCUUUCCCUCCAUUGUCCUCUGUGUCCCGCCUGACAUGGCAGCCUUUUCCUGGAGGCCUUCCUGGGCCUCCUUUAUCUCCCCAAGCCAUACUGACAGCUGACUUUCUGCUUUCACCUUUGCUUGUCCACUCUUCCUUCUCCUCAUUCUCCUUUACUGUUAGGCCCCGUCUCCAGUCUUCUGCUUGUGAUUGCGCAGCAACAUAUAUAUUAAAUGUACAAACAAAUUAUUGAGUAAGAGAAGUGAUACAGAAAAUAAUGUG